AAGUUGUCAGUAAACGUUAAAAAUUACGCGCGGUUUUGUCCAUUUAUAGAGGUUGGAAUCAGGCUAAAAGUGCGUUUUCGUGAAUUAUUACCCCUAAAAUGUCAAUGACUAUUGUUUGCAGGUUUAGGAGUUUUGCCCCGCCCCCUGUGUUUGUCGUAAACCUGGCUCCUGGCUCCAAUAAACCCGGGCUAAGAGCGCCCUGGGCUCGCCUCCUUCUCCAAGGCGAUCAAUAGGAUCUCAGGCGCACUCCAAGCACUCUCUUACGUAGACAUCCACCAAGGAGAGAGCCGAUACAACAACACGGGUGAUCUGCUCAAACACAAAAAUCUACCUGCUUUCUGAAUCAUGUCGUUGAGCCCAAAGCAUACAACGCCUUUUUCAGUCACAGAUAUUUUGAGUCCAAUCGAGGAGACCUACAAGAAGUUUGGUACCAUGGACGGCGCAGGGAACCUAACCUCUCCACUGGGAGCCUACCGACAGCCUCAGGUGUCUCAGACCGGCAUGCAGCAGCACUCCAUGGGCCACAAUGCCGCCGUGGCCACCACUUACCACAUGCCGCACGGCGUCUCCCAGUUCUCCCACAGCGCAAUGGGGGGAUACUGCAAUGGAAGCAUUGGCAACAUGGGAGACCUCCCGUCGUACCAGGAAAGCAUGCGGAAUAGCGCAGCAGCAACAGGAUGGUACAGCGCGAAUCCUGAUCCAAGAUACUCCACAAUUUCUAGAUUCAUGGGACCUUCCACAGGUAUGAACAUGACCGGCAUGGGGGGCCUCACGGGGAUGGCGGACGCCAGCAAAGCCAUGCCAGCUCUCCACGCUGCGCCCAGGAGGAAACGGCGGGUCCUGUUCUCGCAGGCUCAGGUCUACGAGCUGGAGAGGAGAUUUAAGCAGCAGAAAUACCUGUCGGCGCCCGAGAGGGAGCACCUGGCCAGCAUGAUCCACCUGACGCCGACCCAGGUGAAAAUCUGGUUUCAGAACCACCGGUACAAGAUGAAGCGCCAAGCCAAGGACAAGGCGGCGCAGCAGCUGCAGCAGCAACAGGACGGCAACCUGUGCCAGCAACAGGCGCAGUCCCCGCGGCGCGUGGCCGUGCCCGUUCUGGUGAAGGACGGUAAACCGUGUCAGAACGGCUCCAACACGCCGACGCCAAACCAGCAACAGGUGCAACAGAACCAGCAACAGAACCAACAACAGAACGGAGCUGGAGUCGUGCUCGCAUCCUCGACCGGCGGCCUGGGCCAGCAUCAAAACCAGCAGCAGCAGCAGGUGAGCGCGCUGGAGCUGGAGGAGAUGUCGCCCAGCCCCCCCUCGCUGCACAGCCAGCUGAACAUGGCCCAGAUGGACUCGUCUGCUGUAGAUUACACCAGUAGCAUGGUCAACUCAAACCUCCUGUACGGCAGAACGUGGUAGGACCCCAACCUGAACUCUUUUCUUUCCACUUUUGAUAUGCGAACACGCACACAUGAACACGGCGCGCUGCGCAGACGCGCACCAACCGAUCAGGGCACAUUUUCUUGACAUCUCUGGCAGGGGAGUCCUAUUUUUGAACAUGACACAAAUGGCCGCCCUUGACUACGUCGUUUCUGGACCUUUUGUAUGUUUUGGACCUUUCCUCAUGAUGUUUUGAACGUAGUCUCUGUUGUUGAAACAAAAAAAGGAACGCUGCUUUAGGGGAAACGGUGAGGCCAGGUCUGAAAUAGCCACCAUCCCUUUAGCGGUAAUAACUUGGUAUUUUAUCAUAAUAAUAUUGUAAACUAAUGUAUUCAUUUAGACUUAUUGAAUAAAGUAGUUACUUGUAUAUUUGGCUAACACACAAGAAUGCGUUUAACUGUAUAAUAAUCAUAAUAGCGUCCACAGUUUUCUUUUCUUUAUUAUUAUUUUUUUGUAAGUUAAAAAAGGAACAAAUGGCUGCUGUAUAUGUUUCAAAAACCAAGUGAACGUUAACAAUAAAUAACUUGAAGUGUGAGAGCUA
Nothobranchius furzeri (turquoise killifish) is the source of this 1969-nucleotide messenger RNA. RefSeq names its product NK2 homeobox 4a (gene nkx2.4a). Gene Ontology annotation, biological process: cell differentiation; regulation of transcription by RNA polymerase II. The record is from RefSeq and is a predicted model, not a curated record. Gene Ontology annotation, cellular component: nucleus. Gene Ontology annotation, molecular function: RNA polymerase II cis-regulatory region sequence-specific DNA binding; DNA-binding transcription factor activity, RNA polymerase II-specific. Lineage: Eukaryota; Metazoa; Chordata; Actinopteri; Cyprinodontiformes; Nothobranchiidae.